UAGCUCAGCUUUUCAGGGCAGUUGUUGCACCAUCUUCCAUACCAAUAACACCAUCUUCCUUUAGAUAUUUUUUACAACUCCCCAAAACCUGUAAAUUUACAAACAAACAAUUAAUUUAAUUAGCUAAUUAAUUAAAUAUUAAAUUAGAUGAAUAAUUUAAAAACUCACCCACUUUCGUAAAUUCCGCCUCCCACCACCCACUUCCUGCCUUUUUGUAGCACCAUUCUAUUCCCAUUUUUAUUCCCCUAAAAAAAAAAAUUAUUUAUAUAUGAAAUCCAAACUCCCCAACUUCAUUUUCUCUGCUUUCUCCCCUGUUUUUCUCCUCUUAAUUCCCCUGUUUUUCUCCAUUUAAUUCCCCUGUUUUUUUUUUCUUCAAUUUUUUUUACAAUUUUUUUUUUAUUUCUAAAAAUGGUGAAUGAUUUUAUGGUGUGUGUGGAUAGAAUAAUAGCCACAGCAUGUUUACAUUCUUCAUCUGGGAAUGAAUUAGAAGAUGGAAAUUCUGGGGUUCAUGAAAAAAAUGAUCAGAAAAAAAAUGAAAAAGAAAUUAAUAAUAAUAAUAAAAAAAUAAUUAGUAGUUCAUCUUCAAGUUGCUUGCUUCAGAAAGAGUGUAGGAUUUGUCAAGAAGAAGAUGAUGAUCACUCUUUGGAAUCUCCUUGCGCUUGUAAUGGUACUUUGAAGUUUGCUCAUAGGAAAUGCAUUCAGAAAUGGUGCAACAAAAAGGGCGAUAUCACCUGCGAGAUAUGCAAUCAGGUGUUUACACCCAAUUAUACGCUCCCACCAAAACCUGUCCCUGAUGUCAUGGCAGUUGAUCUUAGUCAAGCUUGGGGUCAUCAUUUUGGUUUCCCUGACCACCAUCUUUUGGCUCUAGCUGCUGCUGAGCGUCAAUUACUGGAAUCAGAGUAUGAAGAUUAUGCUGUUGCAAAUGCUGGCAAUGUCACAUAUUUGCGCUCAAUAGCUAUCAUUUUGAUGUUUGUCUUGCUAAUCCAUCAAGUGUUGAUGAUUACAAGAGAUUUUGGGCUGAUGCAGGGGUAUAUGACAUUUUUUCAUUAUGAAGUUUCCUUCCUUCAGCUUGCUGGCUUUCUUCUUCCAUGCUAUGUCCUGGUCCGCUCAUGGUACAUUUUGUACACCAGGAGGAGGCGACAGGUCUGAGCUAUCAACAUUGACGAGAUUUAACCAAUGUCUGACUUCAGACGAUUUUACUCCAACAAAGCAAGAGGUAUCAACUGCAUACGACUUGUUGAUUCUCUACAUAGCAUCAUCUAGAUUUCGCUACCAACUUCCUGCUAGUUAUCAUACUGGUUUUCUACUCCUUAAAUAUGUAGGGCGGCACUCAAGCAAAUUGUAAAUGUGAAACUCGAGUGCUUUAGGCUAUUAAGCUCUCCCCCCCUCUUUCUCACUUCUCCUCCCAUGGUUUUCAUGUCAAUCUUUUGAGGACAUCAUAAAAUGAUGUCAGGGUUCUUUGUAAAUGUUGCGGAAAAUGUGAAUUAUCGGAAAGCCUAGUGAUACUAUGACGAAUAUUUGAAAAUGCCCAUUGUGGCCAAUUCAAAAUUGAAAUCCAAAAAUCAAGGUUUGGAUAUUUGUUG
This is a messenger RNA of Chenopodium quinoa (quinoa), 1583 nucleotides long. RefSeq lists its product as uncharacterized. The transcript is spliced from 7 exons. Gene Ontology annotation, biological process: protein ubiquitination. Gene Ontology annotation, molecular function: ubiquitin-protein transferase activity; zinc ion binding. Gene Ontology annotation, cellular component: membrane. Lineage: Eukaryota; Viridiplantae; Streptophyta; Magnoliopsida; Caryophyllales; Amaranthaceae. The record is from RefSeq and is a predicted model, not a curated record. Bases 409 to 1149 code for a protein of 246 amino acids.